UGAAUAAAAAAGUGUGUAAAUUUCUUAAGAUUAUUUUAUAUGGCCAGAAUUUGCACAUGUACAUAUUAACAAAUCUGCUAUUAAUAGAUAGCAGAUAUUUAAAAUCAAAGAGGGAUGGGUUGAAUAACCAGGCGACAAAUUUUCCUAAACUGGCUAAUUUCUCCUAUUUAAUAGGAACAAUCUUAGAAAUAGACAGAGCACUGCAAUCUUAAAAUCAUCUCUGGUUAAAUAUAAGCCCUUCUGACUUGAUCAAAUGGUCAGAUUAUGCUAGGCUUGUUUAUUGGACAUUUGAGCAUUGAAACACAUGAGCCUAUUUGUAGAAUGUGAGGUAAAGAUACUCAAAUAUUAUUUCAUUCUCCUUGCCAAAAGAUCAGCAAAAUAGUAUACUUCAACACAGUUAAGCUGUUGUUUCUUCAAUAUUGUUUUGGUCAUUUCGCCUUCUUCAGUGUGUCUGUCUUGCGCCAGAUAGAUCAACUCAGUGAGAAUAGGCAGAUCAGAAUGAUCCAUAACAACCAAAUUUGUUCAUCACCUUGUAGACUACACAAAGAAAUCUCACAAUGAUUAUUUUUUAUUAAAAAAGAAAGUACAUAGAAAAAUAAGAAGUGAAAGUUUAAAAACAAAGACUAACACGUGUCUUUUUAUCACAUGUAAAGGAAUUUUUUUUAAAAUUUUUACUGUUAUCAAAAACAUUAAUUUUUUCCUUUUUUUCUUGGAAGCAUUUUGAUAAGUUUUGUGAUAAGAAAAACAAUUUAAGCACUUCUUUAACCCCAAAUAAUAAAAUGAUCCAUUAAUGUUUAUAUACAACGAAUCGUCAAACACAGUAAACGAUUGUACUACAUUAAACUGAAAAUGUUCACCAUUGGAGAAUGAUAAGCAAACGAACAAUAUUGUGAAUACCAGAGGGUAUAUAUCAUCAAGUCAUCUAUGAAAGAACGAGUGGACGAAGAAGACGGAUUAUAUUUGAAAAAAGGAAUUAACUAAAAGUUCCCUUGAAAACAGGAGAAAAAAAUAGGCUGAUUUUUCUAUAUACGUUUGAAAAAUAACAAGAAAAAGAUAUAAAGAAGAAUCGAAUAAUCGCAGAGAUCCGAGGUUUCAUAAUCUUUGGGCUUUGAUAAAUCUGGAAAUAUGUUUCGGAUGUUCUCUUUUGAAGCACCAAAAGGGAGGUCAUUGAGUGAGAUAUGGCAGGACAACGCAAAAAAUAUAAGGAACCUCAUUUCAUUUUGGCUGUUUGGACUCGCCAACAACUUUGGUUAUGUUAUUAUGCUGAGUGCGGCCUUUGAUAUAUUGAGAAACAUAGAAAAUAAACAUGAAGAGAACAAGGACUUUAAGAGGCUGUGCAAUGAAAUGAGUACAGGAGUUAUUCUUCUGGCGAGCAUAAUACCAUCAUUUUGUGUCAAAAUUGUCGUGCCAUUUCUACCAUUGUGGAUACACGCUAGAAUGAUUAUUGUUGUAACAACUUACACAGCAGGGCUUUUACUCGUUGCUCAAGGUUCGUACCACGUACUCAUAAUAACAGGCGUCUGUUUUGUUUCAUUCGCUGCUGGUCUUGGUGAAAGUAGUUUGAUCGCUUACACUGUCUUUUUUAACACAAGAAAUGUGCUAUCGACAUGGGCGUCUGGGACUGGCGCCGCUGGACUCUUUGGAUCGUUCUCUUAUUCUUUGAUGAUUCAGCUCGGGCUGACACCAAACCUGGCUAUCAUGAGUAUGCUCGUUAUGCCAUUGCUGAUGGCUGUUUGUUUCUGGUUCAUUCUCAACCGGCCUUCACUCGAAAGAUUUCAAAGAAAGUUAAAAUUCCUCAAUGAAAAAGGUACAUUGAUUAAUUUGAGUAAAGUGGAACUUCAAGCGUAUGAAACAUUUACUUUUAGGGAUAAAUUGAAUCUUGUGCCACAUUUGCUUAUCCGUUUCACUCUGUUUUAUGGUCUUGUAUAUUUGUUUGAAUAUUUUAUCAACCAAGGGCUGUUUGAGUUGCUGCAAUUUCCAAAAACAUUUUUAACUAUUCCCCAGCAGUACAGGUGGUAUAACUUCAUGUACCAAUUGGGGGUGUUCAUUUCAAGAUCUUCAAUGAACAUUGUCAACAUUGAUUACAUAUGGCUUUUGGCGCUUUUACAAGCUUGUAACGUUUUUAUAUUUAUGUUUGAAGUUACGUUAGGUAUUUUUAAGUAUCUAGAAAUUAUUUUAGCCUUAAUCAUAUGGGAAGGUCUCUUAGGAGGUGCUGCAUAUGUAAAUACAUUCAGGUUAAUAGCAGUUGAGAUGCCUGACUAUCAAAGGGAAUUUGCCUUAUCUUUAAAUGCCAUCGGUGACUCUGUCAUGAUAACGUUGGCCGGUAUUAUAGCUAUACCGGUUCACAAUGCAAUUUGCUAUAUGGAAUCGCCAUAUGGUCCCUUGAACUUCACUGUACAAGCCUGAAUGUAUGAAUGAACUUGUAACAAGUUUGAUAAACAUGCUGUUAUUUUCUUGUGUAAUAAUUAUUUGGUAUUGGUGAUGUUAAACAGUUUUUCCUUUUAUAAUUAAGUG
This is a messenger RNA of Cimex lectularius (bed bug), 2514 nucleotides long. RefSeq names its product battenin-like. Bases 1126 to 2406 code for a protein of 426 amino acids. Gene Ontology annotation, biological process: cellular response to amino acid stimulus; positive regulation of TOR signaling; lysosome organization. Gene Ontology annotation, molecular function: guanyl-nucleotide exchange factor activity. The record is from RefSeq and is a predicted model, not a curated record. Lineage: Eukaryota; Metazoa; Arthropoda; Insecta; Hemiptera; Cimicidae. Gene Ontology annotation, cellular component: lysosome; Ragulator complex; membrane. The transcript is spliced from 4 exons.